AUGGAGGACGUGAUGGAGGUGCGCACGGACGGCAACUCCCUCCUGAAGGCCGUCUACCUGUGCCGCCUUCGGCUGACCCGCCUCCUGCUGGAGGGCGGGGCCUACAUCAACGAGAGCAACGAGCGCGGGGAGACGCCACUUAUGGUCGCCUGCAAGACCAAGCACGCCGACCAGCAGAGUGUGCCAAAGGCCAAGAUGGUCAAGUACCUGCUGGAGAACGGUGCCGACCCCAACAUCCAGGACAAGUCCGGGAAGACUGCCCUGAUGCAUGCCUGCCUGGAGCGGGCCGGCGUGGAGGUGGUGUCCCUGCUGCUGACCAGCGGGGCCGACCCCAGCCUGGAGGACCACUCCAGCUCCUCCGCCCUGGUCUACGCAGUCAACGCCAAUGACAAGGACACCCUGAAGGUGCUGCUGGAUGCCUGCAAGGCCAAGGGGAAGGAGGUUAUCAUCAUCACCACGGACAAGCUGCCCUCCGGCCGGCAGAUGACCAAGCAGUACCUCAACGUGCCCCCGCCUCCCGACCUGGAGGACCGUCUCCACUAUUCCCCCCUGGCCUGCAUGUCUCCCUCUGAAAUUGAGUUCCGCACCUCGCCCCUGGCCACCACCUCCCAGGGGGAUAAACGCAUUUUCAGCUUCAAGGACUGCCAGGGGGGUCCCGGCAGCGCCACCUCCUCCCAGCCCGGGUCACCGACGCGCGACCUGAACCCGAUGCACAGUGGCGUGGCCAAGCUCCUGCAUCUGCAGAGGCUGCACUCCGAGCCUUGGCUGAAGAUCCCCCCGACCCUGCUCCUGCAGCAGAACAAGGCCUGCUCUCUAACGGAGGACCUGCUGGACAUCACCCCCGAGGAGGAGCUCUCCUUCAGGAUCAAUGGGCUGACCUUCCCCAAGGCGCCUAUCACCCGCCACCAGAGCAUCGACGUCAAAGACGCCACAGGCCUGAGCAGGGCCCUGGAGCAGGCCGGUGCCAACGGGGGCCGGGGGAAAGGAGCAGGAGGCCUGGGCCGCAAGAUGUCGUACGACGAUAUCUCCUCCUCGCACUCCGCCUCGCACCCGGACCUCCACCGCAACAGCGCCGGUGCCGCCCCCGUCCCCGUGGACAAGGACCCCGACUGCCUCCCCAACCUGGCCGUGUCCAGCCUGCGCAACAUCGUCCAGCGGCGCAAUAUCGGGAUGGACCACUACAGCUCCGACUCCCAGCUGCCCCAGUUCAGCAGCCACCCGCUGGAGGACUGCAGGGGCGCAGCGGAGAAGAGGAAGCUGGUGUCCACGCGCUCCUCCACGCUGUGUGGCUCCCGGGAAUCCCUGGAGAGCAUGUCACGGAGGAGUGCCGGCGCGCUGGAGCGCCGCGGCUCAGGGGCCCUGCUCCUGGAUCACAUCUCCCAGACCAGGCCUGGGUACCUGCCUCCACUGAACCCGCACACGCCCAUCCCUGACAUUGGAGUCAACGCCGCCGGCACCUCCGGGGCUCCCGGUGGCAGCAGCGGCGGCGGCCUGGUGAAGCCCGUACCUGGGGGCUCCGUCACUCCGGGGCCCAAACCCCUGAUCCCCUGUGCCCCCAGCUUCCCUCGGGAUCUCAAGGCCAAGAAGAUGCUGCUGAGACGUCAUUCCAUGCAGACGGAGCAGAUCAAACAGCUGGCUAAUUUCGAGGAGAUCUUCGGCCACUGA
This is a messenger RNA of Megalops cyprinoides (Indo-Pacific tarpon), 1665 nucleotides long. RefSeq names its product ankyrin repeat domain 34Bb (gene ankrd34bb). Bases 1 to 1665 code for a protein of 554 amino acids. Lineage: Eukaryota; Metazoa; Chordata; Actinopteri; Elopiformes; Megalopidae. Gene Ontology annotation, molecular function: protein binding. The transcript has a single exon. The record is from RefSeq and is a predicted model, not a curated record.